AUGGGGUCUUUGGAAGCUCCCAGGCACAGAGAUCCGUUGCCCGCGAUAGGCUUCCUCGGCAAGGACGCCGGGUACACUCCUAACCAUCCUGCCAGCGCGACCGCUUCUCCAACACCUCUGAUGAGCCCCAACACCAUGUACGCCGGACAACCACUUCCUUACUCCUACGCACCCCCGGCCACCAGCGCACCGCCGCAGCCCGGGUAUACCUCGCCGCCAGAGUCGCGUCGGGUGAUGGAGGACGAGAAGGACAGGCAUACUCCCCGGCAGUCCCUGCCAUCGAUCCACGAGGCCCUGGGCAACGAUAACCCCCUCCCUUACCCAGCACCAACAUCUGCGCCGCCCUCGCAGUCCACCCACACCGCACCGCAUUCGCACUUGAUCGGACGCAGCAGUGGCGAAGGUCCAGCGGGUCCUCCUAACCCUUUCAAUGGCCCGGCCACGGCGCCACUGAUGCGGGAACCCGGGUUCCCGCACCAGGCCGAGGCAUCGCGCACGAGUCUCACGUCCAUCAACACGCAAGAAUCACGAAAUGCGUCACUACAGUCGCUCAGUACGGGCAAGUCACCGACGCAGAGCGCAAAAACUGGCAUCACCUCCGUCUCGGGCUCUCAAAAUUCCGGUUAUGAGUACAGCGCGCCUCCCUCAGCCGGCAGCGUCGCCUCGCCCAACGGCUACUCCCAUUUUCCUCCCAACUACUCCUUUCAAUCCCAAUCUAAUGGCCCCGCCUAUGCACCAGCUCCGUUCGACAAUCGUCCCUAUAUGGGGACGCCUCGCAUGGAUGAAGCAAAGGGGGCGUUUGUGGGCCGUCCGAUUCCCGGACAGCCCCAUAGCGACUCCGUAAAACGGCAUCUGGACGUCUACGAUGUGGAGACGUCUCUCAAUGAGAUUGCCGAAAUGAGCACGCGAACACUGGACUUUUCGCGGCACUACGCGACCCGGGCGCACCAGACACAACGGUCUGGGCCGGUCUUGGGGUCUCUCCCUUCGCUGAAUGAGGUGGAGGACAUGCUCCACAUACAGCGGCGGAACCAAGAUGCCCUGGUGCGGAUACGGACGGCGGUGGUGAACCAAGAACAAGCACUGGCGGAGCAGAUGGCCCAGCGCAGUGCGUUCAAGCCGGGCGACGAUGACCACAUGGCCAUGUACCAGGAUGGGUUCAAGGGCGCAGGCGGGUUCGCAGGUGCCGACCCAAAGAAACGGCGUGGAAAGGCGGCCCCUCCUGGUCGUUGCCACAGCUGUAACCGAGCCGAGACGCCAGAAUGGCGUCGGGGUCCAGAUGGAGCCCGAACGCUGUGUAACGCGUGCGGACUGCACUAUGCCAAGCUGACGCGCAAGAUGGGCGUCAAAGGCACCACGUCCCUGGGGUCGAACCUCAAACCCAAGGCUGUCGACUCGGCAUCGCCCACCAGUCAUUAA
Messenger RNA from Penicillium alfredii, 1419 nucleotides. RefSeq names its product GATA-type sexual development transcription factor NsdD (gene nsdD). Gene Ontology annotation, molecular function: sequence-specific DNA binding; zinc ion binding. Gene Ontology annotation, biological process: regulation of DNA-templated transcription. Bases 1 to 1419 code for a protein of 472 amino acids. NCBI's taxonomy places the organism in Eukaryota, Fungi, Ascomycota, Eurotiomycetes, Eurotiales, Aspergillaceae. The record is from RefSeq and is a predicted model, not a curated record. The transcript has 4 exons.